UGAAACAUUCGAUUAAACACUUAGUAAUAAAGUAGCUAUUUCGCUAACGAUGUUUACUGGAUAUACUUGUUAAACAAGUAUCGAUCCACACCACACGUACGUACACGUAUCUGGAGAAGACGCCAUGACUACUGAGGAUGGCCUUCAGAAAGAACUAGAGAACCUGCUGGACAGCUUCUUCUCGGGCACAAGCACAAACGAUGAGAAACUGCAGAUAAACAAAGUACUGGAGGACUUCUCCCAACAGAAGGGGGUGUGGCGAUACUGUGUCCACUUCCUGCAGUACUCUACCAACCAGCAUGUUCUCAUGUACUCACUCAAUGUCCUAGAGAACAUAGUGACUCGACUGUGGACCACCCUGGACACAGCGGAGCAUGCUGAGCUACGACACUUCUUAAUGCAGCACAUCAUCUCUCGUCACAGUGCCACGCCCCCCUAUAUACGGAACAAGCUGGUCAAGGUCAUAGUCCUCACUGGCCGAGCUGAUUGGCCGCACGAGUACCCAGAGUUCUUCAGUCAUAUACUACAGCUGAUUCGUAACGGGACCACCACCUCCCUCGGCCUCAUCUUCUUGAUGACAGCUUCAGAGGAGCUGGUGAAUGUGUCUUGUGAGUACCUCUCCUCAGGGCGCAAGGACCACCUCUCUCACCUCAUGCAGCAGCAGGUCUCCACCAUCCUCUCUGUGCUGGUACAAAUACUCGAGACUAUUGCUGAGAAGCAGCGCCAGUCCCUCACACCCACACCACCACCCUCUCCCAAUGUGUCCCCCAUAAAGAACCCCCACAUAGCAGGCUCCUUCACAGCCUCACCAAUCACACACCCUCACUCUGCAAGCUCCUCCCCCUUUGGCACACCACCCCCUGGAUUAGGGACACCACUACGGACGCGACUAAGUGCUCCUUUCCUGGGUACUCCUCCGAAAGGAUCGCCAUUGUUCCCAAACUCAACUUUUGCUCCACUUGAUUCAGCCUCGGAGGAGGUCAGUGUGUACGCUCUCAAGUGUCUGGCACAUCUCUUUAGUUGGAUACCACUCUCUAGUCUAAUCACACCGGCCAUUUUAGAGACCAUCUUCCACUUUGCUAGUCUCGGCUGUGACAGUGUGGAGGAUGUGACUGACAACUCUGGUAACCUCGGUUCCCUCGCCAUGGACUGUAUCAAUGAGUUGCUUGUCAAGAAUUGUGUACCACGAGAGUUUGAGGCAUUUUUGAUGAAGCUGUUUGAGAAGUCUUUCUCACUUCUUCAGCGAUUGACGGACGAGAAUGAUAAAGGAAUGAGCUGUGACUUCUCUAAACUGGAUGACAAGUUCCUGGCCAAGUGCAGUGACUUCUUCUUCUGGUUCGUGUCCUCCCAUCUCAAGAGAGUGGAGUUCAACCCUCACUUCCCUGUGCUUGAGUUCUUAGGGCUCUUCUAUAAGUACACGUUCAAGCAACCUGAGGUGGACAGCUUCUGUGUGUGUCUGGACAUCUGGGCAGUGUUCCUGGAUCACCUGAUCCUCAUGUCCUCUGACUCCUAUGGUAGACAGUCCCCACCAUCUGGCAAUCACUAUGAGAGAUACAAGGGCGUGCUGGUGACGAUGAUGGAGAGUGUACUGCACAAGGUCAUGCUUCAAUACAAUAUCGAUGAGCUCAGAGAAGUUGAUGAUGAUGCCAUUGAUGAUGACAAUGAGACAGAGUGGCAGAGUUUCCUACGACAGUGUCUAGAGUUCAUUGGUAAAGUGGCAGAGUUGUUUCCUAGUGAAGCGUUCCACCUGCUGCUCCCUCCCCUGGAGGCUUACUCCCAGGUCUACCUCACUCUCAACCAGAUGGUCUCCUCUCAGGGAAAUCGCCGUACCUUGAUAAUCUCGGAGGGCCCUGAAUGUGAGAAGCUUCACGCUGUCUUGAAGGACCUCACGUCUAUUCUCCAGGCCAUGGGGCGCUUGGCUGAGCAUUUCCUUGGGGAUAGAUUCGCGUCAAGAUUAAACGAGGCUCUGUUGCUUAUCAAAAAGUUUUGUUUCCUGGCAGAGUACAGCACUGACAUGGUUUUGUUUAACGUGACCAACCCAAUGCCUGAGAUACUGGACCAUGACUUCAUUGAACUCCACACUCAGAUCCUCGGCACACUACAGGCGUACACACAUUGGUUCUCACAGUUCUACCUGGAUACUCUACGUGGAGAUGACCACACCCACCUGGAGAGCACCCUCCUUCCACUCAUCACCACCAUCGUUGAUUCAUCACUACCUCUCAUAUCACACCAGGUCCCUGAGAAGGUGACCCUUGUGGCAUGUCAGCUCCUCCUCUCUCUUGCUACUACUGUGCGACCACGCUUCCUCACCUCCAUGAGCUCUGUGGGGGAUCUCAUGAGGAAGGCCUCCCACGGAGAACUCACCGCACUGCCACAGAAGGCGUAUUUCAUGGUUCACCGAGCACUGGUUCACAUGCUUGUCCUGCCAUGGCCAGAGACGCCUGACCAUCAGCAGCAGUGGGAGGAGCGGGUCACUGAGCUCACUACUCUAGUGUCAGGCUGUACGGCUGUACUGCAGUCACUGGGGUCUGGGUGGACACAAGACAGGCAGCUGCAGCAGCAAGCCAAACCAGAGCUGAAACGAGCCAUCACAUUAUUGGAAGAUGUUGUAUCCUCUCUCACACACGAGCGUUCCAAAUCCAAGACCCUUCUUUUCAAAGCCAUCUCUCCCUGCAUAGAGCUGACCAUCACCCUACUGCCAGUCUACCUACAUCAACCAGACCUCCUAGAUCAACUGAUGGCUUUCUUCUUGGCUCUGUUCAACAGCCUCAAGGCUCAGGUUGGCCCCUCCCUCACUGAGCGGACCACACAGACAUUCAUGUCUCUACUCACACAACAACAUCUCAAGGAAGCACUCGAUUCUGAUGGCAGUCUGGGGUCAAAGGUCAUCGAGAAGUUCCUCCGGAUACUGCAGCUCCUGGUGCAAGACCCUGGCAGUGGAGUGGGUGGAGUGGGUGGAGGGGGCGGGGGGAGGGAGCUGCUGCCCAGCGUCAUUGCAUUCACUCUCAACCAGAUAUAUCCCAUCAUGGCGGAGAAAACGGCUCCUGAUGUCCAGCUGGCAUUGUACAACCUGUUCUACCAAAUGCUCCUCAACAACUGGAGACACUUCUUCCCAGUCUCUGCUGUCUCCCCUAGUGACGGAGCUCAGGGAGAGUUCUUCAGAAUAAUGGAGUGUUUUGGUGCAUCAUUUCUUCAGUCUGACCUUGCCGUGUUUAAACAGAACCUCACAGCUCUAGAGUCCCUCAACACCAAGCACAAGCUCUACUCUCGAGCUCAGUUUCAAAGCUCUGUGCUCUACCCUUUCCUGCAACUAUUGCUAAGAGUUCUCGUUCAGAAGUCACAUGAUCUGCUACAAGAAGAGAUGUGUCUGUGUGUGUACAACAUGGCCUCUGUGGACUUCAGUGUAUACCAUGAUCAGUUUCUGCCCAGAUACGUGGAGGGGAGUGAUGGACUCAGCUCUGAGCAGAGGAGUCAGCUCGUCAAAGCCUACCGAGUAUUCGAAGAUUUACCAUCGUUUGUCCAAAACCUGAGACAGUUCGUGAACGACCUUCGCUACUUUGCCGUGCUCAACGCAGCUCUCCCAGCUGGCUCUGUCAAGCUAAGCUGAUAAGACAAUCAACUAUCAUCAUGGACUGACAAUGUUAUAAUGAACCCAGGCUGUUUAAAUAUCCAGCAUAAUUAUUUAUUUAAUAGUUAGCUAUUCUUUUCUCUUCUACUCGAUUACUGUGAACUCAAUUCUUUGUCACAUUCAAUUCA
Messenger RNA from Halichondria panicea, 3759 nucleotides. Its product is annotated as exportin-6-like. The record is from RefSeq and is a predicted model, not a curated record. Gene Ontology annotation, biological process: protein export from nucleus. NCBI's taxonomy places the organism in Eukaryota, Metazoa, Porifera, Demospongiae, Suberitida, Halichondriidae. The coding region runs from base 125 to 3610 and encodes 1161 amino acids. The transcript has 20 exons. Gene Ontology annotation, molecular function: small GTPase binding; nuclear export signal receptor activity.